This is a messenger RNA of Cylicocyclus nassatus, 2910 nucleotides long. The record is from the annotation of a GenBank genome assembly. Lineage: Eukaryota; Metazoa; Nematoda; Chromadorea; Rhabditida; Strongylidae.
AUGACUGCUGGCGAAAACAUUUCGAAUCGCUUGGCGCCGACUUCGGCCGACGGCGGCGCGUCCGGCGCGCGUUCGGACCGGUUCCCUCUUCAGGGUGGUCCACGACUGCUUUUCGUUCCGGCUUCAGCAUCUGGUCGUUCUACUGCUUACUGGGAAGAUUAUUUUAACACUCGGUCGUCAUUCAGGCUCAAAAUCGCUUCGCAUUCACGUCUACGUUGGCGAGUUGACAGCACAUUGCCAACUCCGAUCGUUGACCGAGGCAGCGUCGUCAGGCUGAGUGCAAGAUCCGAUUUUCGUGAAGCUGUCCAUCGAACAAUAAGCGAAGGCAUGAGCUUACCACGGUUGCCGAUUUUGGCUGGAGCUGGUCAAGUUCCCAUAGCACCGUCACCUCAGCCUCCAGCUAAUUCCGUCAGUGUUCCGCCUCCAUCAGUAAUGAGAGCAUCGUCGUUGAGAUCUGAUGAUGCCACAGCUUCUCAGCCGAGAAAGUUGGAAGUAGUAUCGAAACAAGCUACUAAAGUCACCGCCUUGUCUACUAAAUUAGAAUGGAAAAUUGACCAGUUCGAGAAACUGAUGAAACUAUUCAAAAACGGUCAGAAUCUCAUAAGCAGACAAUUUGGCGUCCCACAAGCGCCCACCGUAUGCUGGGAACUACACGUUUAUCCUAAUGGAAAGCGGGAAGAAGAUAUGAACAAUGUGUCAUUCUUUCUUCGUCAAGUUGGCUUACAGCGAGGUGAGGAACCAAUCAUGACGGAAUUCCAAAUCUAUGCAUUGGAUGUAAGCUCUCAACGGGUUAGUGUAUGCAGGGAUACGAAGGAUUUCACAAAUCAGCAGGGUCGCGGAAAAUUUCAGGUUUCUCGGGAUAAAAUGACGGGCGCACUACGAGCUGACGGAUCGCUUCUACUCAUUUGCGAGGUCGAGUACUUCACACCAGGAUCGAAAAUCUCCGUGGAACCUGCCGAUGAUGAAGAAUGUGCGCUUGAAGAUGUUGAUGAGAAAGUAGAGCUUAGUAUACGGGAAAGCAAUAGGGAAAUGUGGGAGUCGGAGCUGUUCACAGAUUGUGUAAUCAAGGUUGGAAGCAAGGAGAUCAAAGCGCAUAGAUGUGUUCUUGGCCAACACUCACCCGUGUUCCGCUCUAUGUUCAAUAAUGAGUCCAUGAUAGAAGCUAGGGAAGGCAUCAUCGAUAUCCAGGAUGCUAAGUAUGAAUCGGUGAGGGCUAUGGUAGAAUUUAUGUAUACGGGUUCGAUGGAUACAGUUGACUCCAACUCAGUCGAUGAAGUGCUCGCGAUUGCUGACAAGUAUGAAGUGCUGCCACUAAAAGAACAAUGUGAGCGACUUAUUUCAAAUACCAUCAAUCAGAAAAAUAUCACAUCCAUUGCGGUGUUCGCUGAUACAUAUAGUGCAGUCUUACUAAAGCAGGCAGUUAUCAGGUAUCUUACGGUUCAUCACAAGAAUAUUAUACGUACGCCUGAAUGGCGGGCAAUGAAAAAGGAUCGCUACGAAUUAGCCAACGAACUUCUGGAAGCGGUGUUGUCAGCGUCCAGCAAUUCAAGCAAGGGCCCUGCCAGGAAACGAUGGUGUAUUACGCGUUGCAUGCUCAUUGGUGCCUUCGGAGCACUUCUACUCGGGGCAUUCAUAUUCUUUCACAACAGGGACAUGGUAAGCAAAGAAGAUGAACUAUUGUUGUACUCAAAGUCGGAGGUGCAGAUGGACUGGCGAGUGGCGAUAAUUACUUACAAUGUGAAUAUGCAACGAGGAGAAGAGAGUGAUAUCGAUAAGUUGCUGGCGCCAGCGAUUGCUACCAAUCCACAUUUCUUAGUAGUUGGAAUGCAGGAAGUAUCACAUGGUGAAACAGUGGUUGGAGGCACAGUCAUUACAUGGCAGCGUCAAAUGUUUGAAUGGAUGAAUACUCGAACUGAUGGGCUUGUUUUGCUGGCUAAAACCUAUCAAAUGACGAAUCAAGUGACAGUGUUUGUAAAGCGGACGCUUGUUCCCUUUGUAAAACGAAUUCAAUACCGGUUCAGCCGUAGCACUAUGGGGGGUUUGACUGGACAUAAAGGGUCCAUUGGAGUCAAAAUUACAUUGCAGAAUAAUGCUUCCGUUGUGUUUGUCGUUAGUCACUUCAUCCAUGAUGUCAUUUCCUAUGACAAGCGGAUUGCUCAAUUUCAUUCGAAUAAAAUCUGCAGCUUCCCGGAAGACGAUGACGUCAAAGCAGUAUUCUGGCUGGGUGACCUCAACUUUCGGGUUGAGAAAAACCCAGAAGAAGUUACGGAAAUGAUCAAGGCGAAAAAGGAGAAGGAGUUGUUAGAUUCCCAUGAACAGCUAAAACGAGCGAUGCGCGAGAAAGAAGCCUUUGUCGACUACAUCGAACAACCGCUGACCUUUGCACCAACAUACAGGUUUUACGUUGGUACUACGGAAUACGAUUUGAAGCGCACUCCUUCUUGGUGUGAUCGAGUUUUGUACAAAGGUGAUACAAUCUCGCCAGUGAAUUAUACAUCGAAUAAUGAGGUACUGGUUAGCGACCACCUGCCAGUGCAAGCAGAUUUUAUAGUGAAGUUGAAUGCAAUGCAAUCGAUUACUUGGGAUGUGCUCUUUGAGCAAUUACCCACUUGGUAUGCUACAGUGCCUCUCAUUGGUCGGUUUCAACAUAUGAAUGGUUAUUGGUCACGUCGAGGAAGCUACUUGGACUGGGUUGGCGUUUACCCGGCAUCGAUUGAUGACUGCACAACACCUCUUCGGUGGAUGUGGAUCGCUACAUGCUCUGAUCAGACAGUACAAGGACAGCAGUACCUUGUUUGCGAGUUCGCUCCAUUGCCGGAAGGCACUUAUCGUCUUGGUUACUUCAGUCACUAUACCAUGACAAUGCCAGUAGAUCUAGUCUGGACUUACAGAUUUAUUGAGUUGGAUUAA